Molecule: messenger RNA, 8632 nt
Organism: Labrus mixtus (cuckoo wrasse)
Lineage: Eukaryota; Metazoa; Chordata; Actinopteri; Labriformes; Labridae
Product: rapamycin-insensitive companion of mTOR-like
Exons: 38
Coding region: 96-5105 (1669 amino acids)
Biological process (GO): TORC2 signaling; positive regulation of phosphatidylinositol 3-kinase/protein kinase B signal transduction
Cellular component (GO): TORC2 complex
Molecular function (GO): protein serine/threonine kinase activator activity
Source: RefSeq, a predicted model, not a curated record
CGCCCUCCCUCUCUCUCUUUCUCUCUCUCUCUCUCUCUUUCUCUCUCGCCCUCCCUCUCUCUCUCUCUUUCUCGAUCUCUCUCUCUCCUGUAAAGAUGGCGGUGAGCAGCAUCCGAGGCCGGCCGAGCAGGAGCGCACGGAUGAGAGGUCGGAAUGAGAGCGGAGAGGAAGCUGUCCCUCUGGAUCUAAACAGAGAUCCUGCAGAAAAUCUGCUUGAAAUCCUUCAAAACGUGGUGAAGCAGAAAGAAGUGUCCAACAUGAGGAAGCUGGGACACCUCAACAACUUAGUGAAGCUCCUCUGCAGCGUGGGUCACUCAGAGAAGAAACUCGGCUUCACACAUGAGGAGAUCAUCGUCUGUCUCCGGCUGGCGUUGUUGAAUGAGGCCAAAGAGGUUCGGGCGGCAGGACUACGAGCUCUGCGUCACCUGAUCAGGGACAGCGGUGUGCUAGAGAAGGUGCUGAGGCUGCAGGUGGACUACCUGAUCGCCAGGUGUAUCGAUAUUCAGCAGAGCAACGAGGUGGAAAGAACUCAGGCGGUCAGACUGGCACGCAAGAUGAUCAGUGUGAACGCUCAGCUCUUCCCCUCCUCUCUCACCAAUGCCCUAAUCGCCGUGGGCAACGACGGGCUUCAUGAACGAGACAGGAUGGUGCGAGUCUGCAUCGCCAUUCUCUGUGAGCUGUCCUUAAAGAACCCCGUUGUGGUGGCCCAGCGGGGAGGGCUCAGCACCAUCCUGAGGAGCGUGACCGCCUGUCAGCUGAUCCGGAUCAACGAGGCCCUGAUCACCACCGUCCUGCACCUCCUCAACCACCCACACACCCGCCGCUAUGUGCGCGCUGACGUCGAGCUCGAGCAAAUCCUGGCCCCGUACACCGACUUCCACUACAGACACAGUCCUGACUCUGCGCUGCUCAAGGAGGACAGACAGGCUCAUUUCACGGCCAGUAAAAUGUCGAUAGUCGCCUCGUUUCGCUCGUGGUCAGGCAUCAUUAACCUGUGUAAGUCAGGCAGCUCUGGACUCCAGUCUCUGAUUGGUUUACUGUGUAUACCAAAUAUGGACGUGAGGAAAGCUCUGUUAGAGGUUUUCUAUGAAAUCUUCCAUCUCAUCAAACCCGCCAUGACUGCAGACUUUAAAGAAGCUCUUCUCAGCGUAGACCCGAGCAGGUUUCAGGACAGCUGGAGGCUUUCUGAUGGAUUUGUGGCUUCAGAGGCGAAAACACUUCUCCCCCAUCGAUCCUGCUCGAGGCCCGACCUGAUGGAUAACUACCUCGCUCUGGUUCUCUCUGCGUUCAUCCACAGCGGACUGUUAGAGGGAUUAAUCGAGGUGAUCACCAGCAGCGAUGAGGUCUUGUCAGUCUGCUCCACCAUCCUGCUGGGAGAACUUCUCCACAUGGCGAACGCCCUCCUCCCUCACAGCCACAGCCACCACCUGCACUGUUUACCCUCCCUCAUCAACAUGGCCGCCUCCUUUGACAUCACACCUGAGAAGAGACUACGCGCGACAGCGGCCGUGAACCACCUGAAGUGUUUCCAUGAGAAGAAGAAGAGAGGAGUCACACCUGACAGUCUCUACCUGGACCACAUCCUCCGAACAUCAGGAGCGUCACACUGCUGUCGAGAUCAGCACGUCAAAGCCCACAGAGACAUCUUUGUCAUCAAGGACUCUGACGACUCCCUGAUGACCCACCUGAGAGACAGUCACAUCCUGAACCACAAAGACCACCUGGACUGGAACUGGUCCCUGAUAGGAACCGUUUUAAAGUGGCCGAGCGUUAGUUUACGGAGCCAUAAAGACGAACAAAUUCACAAGUUUGUGCAGCGUCUCCUGCUCUUCUACAAGCCCAGCAGUCAGCAGUACAGCAGCCUGCAGCUGGAGCACCCCAAGGCCCGACAGCUGACUGUGGUGGGCUGUCAGUUUGUGGACUUCCUGCUGCUCUCUGAGGAGGAGGGUCAGGUGUACCUGGAGGACCUGGUGAAGGACAUCGCUCAGUGUCUGUUCUCUACUCAGUUUCACCCCGAGCGCGGGCUGUCAGGCAGCAGGCUGCUCACCACGCUCGGCCAGCACUACUUCCUGUUCCUGGGCUCGCUGUCGGCCCACACACACGGAGUCAGGAUGCUGGAGAAGUGCAGCGUCUUCCAGAGUUUGUUGAGCGUGUGCAGUCUGAAGAAUCAGGAGCACCUGCUGAAGCUGACCGUCUCCACGCUGGACUACAGCACAGACGGUCUGUCUCGGGUCAUCCUGUCCAAAGUCCUCACUGCUGCCAACGAUACCUGCAGGCUGUACGCCACCAAGCACCUGCGCGUCCUCCUGCGGGCAGGCGUGGAGUUCUUCAGUAACUGGGGCAUGGAGCUCCUGGUCACUCAGCUCUACGACAGGAAUAAGACCGUUUCCAUGGAGGCGCUGGACAUCCUGGACGAAGCCUGUGAGGACAAGGCCAACCUUCACGCUCUGACAGAGAUGAGACCGGCUCUGUCUCACCUGGGGGACAAAGGUGUGCUGCUGCUGCUCAGGUUUCUUUCCAUCCCAAAGGGCUUCUCGUACCUCAGUGAGAGAGGAUACAUCUCUGCAGAGAUGGAGAGAUGGCAGAAGGAGUUUAACCUGAAGUAUGUGGACCUGAUCGAGGAGCAGCUCAACGAGGCUCUCACCACCUACAGAAAACCUGUCAACGGAGAGCAAUACGUACGCCGCAGCAACCAGAGCAGGUCACAGAGGCCACAUGUGUAUCUGCCUGUACACCUGUACGGUCAGCUGGUUCAUGAUAAGACCGGCUGCCAGCUCCUUCAGGCUCAGAACGUCGUCCCUGAUUUGAGCUUCACCGUUCGCUCUCCUGUCCUGGACCGAUGGGAGGGGAUCAGGCAGCUGAAGGCAGCUCUCUGGGCCCUGGGACACAUCGGCUCGUCUUCCUGGGGUCUGAACCUGCUGCAGGAGGAGGGGGUGAUCCCAGACAUCGUGGAUCUGGCUCACAGCUGUGAGGUUCUGUCCAUCAGAGGGACGUGUCUGUACGUGUUGGGUCUCCUCAGUCGGACUCAUCAGGGCUGUGACUCUUUGAAGCAGCAGGGUUGGGACUCUGUGAGACACAGCAAGAGGACUCUUUGGCCCGUGGUCCCGGAGGAGCUCGAGCCUCACAUUCGACCGAGCCCUGAAUCCAGGACCUUCACCGAGUCCACGAGAAACUCAGCACAGCCCAGUGUGUGUGUGCUGGAUGCUGAUAGGCUCCAGAGUUCUGACAUCGCAGAAGACUCCUCCCCCUCUCUAUAUACCUGUCCAGAACUGAUGAAGAAACUGACCCCCCUCACCACGCUGGCCUCCUGCAGCCACCUCCUGCACUCUCUGUCCCUCCCCAGGAAGAAGCCCACCCACCCUGAGGACAGCACCCCAGACCCUAAAGGAGAGCCUGGGGGGGGGCAGGGACUCAAAGAGAAGGAAGAGGAGUUCUCUGUUCGCAGCAACAACCACCUGUCCUCGUGUUGCGAGGGGGACCAGGGGAGCAGCCAUAGCCUUGAAGAGGAGGAGGUGAACAGGGAGGGGGAGGUGAACGGGGAGGAGGAGGUGAACGGGGAGGGGGAGGUGAACGGGGAGGGAGAGGUGAACGGGGAAGAGGAGGUGAGCAGGUUCGGGGAAAACCAUCAGAGGGGGACACGCAGCUAUGAGCGUUUGGCUGAAGACGGACCCACUGGAGGGGGCGGAGUUCCGUUGAAGAGCCGGAGCCAGAGCUUCAACACAGACUCCACCACCAGUGGUAUCAGCUCCAUGAGCUCCAGUCCUACCAGGGAGGCCCUGCAUCCCCCCACAGAGACCAGAAAGACCCCCCUGCCUUACUCGACCCGUCUCUCCAUCCCCAAGUCCUGCUCUGUCUUCCUGGUCCCUCCUGGCUCCGCCCACACGCUGCCACGGCGCGCUCAGUCCUUCAGGUCCCCGUCGGUGAGCAGCGCUCUGAGCAGCUUGGCGGACUGCAGUCUGUUCUGCAGCGCUUCCAGCUGCUGCACCACCCCCCAGGACGCUCUGGGUUACACCACCCUGAGAAGGCUGCAGCACCAACGCAUCCAGCCCUGCGUGUCCCACAGCGAGGCCCGGGCAUCCCCAGCCAAGGAGAUCCUGUUCACCGACACCAUCACCAUGAAGUCUGGAAGUCUGGACUCCAGACGCACAGCUCAGAGGUUCCUGAAGGCUCUGAGUUUUGCGUCUCUGGACAAAGAAGACCUGCUGAGUCCCAUUAACCAGAACUUUCUGCAGAACCCGUCCUCGGUCCGCUCCAUGGUCUCCUCUGGAUCCUUCAGCUCCUCUGAGGGGUUUAUGGGCCUCGCUCUGCCCGUCAACAUCAACAACAUGCUCCAUAUCAAAGACGCUCCGUAUUUCCAGAAGAGGCUUAGUCCUCCGUCUGAGGAGCACUCUGCUGGAUUCUUCUCUGGAGGAGGAUCUGAUGGUCUCAGCGAUGGAAGUCAACCAGCGAGGCUCCGCUCACAGCUCAGCAUCACAGAGCUGCUGAACCGGGUUGAUCAGAACCAGAUCCUGGCCUCGGAGGAGACCGGUCUGCAGGAUCACAACCAGAACAACUGUCUGUACUGUUCUGGACUGACUGUGAUGGAGUCCAACUCUGAGGACAGGGACACAGAGCCCACAGACGCCCCGCUGUGUCCGGAGAGGCUAGGUCCAGCUUCCUCUCAGCAGCUGGAGGUCCUGGUCCAAACCGAUCCGUCAGGAGGGUCAGGGUGCAGUGACUCUGUGUCUCGGGGGUCAGCGGGGAGCCAACACAGCACGGAGAUGGUUUUAGGUGUGAAGCUGAUCGCAGAGGACGCUCCUGCAGGUCGGGUUCUCCUGAGGAAAGAGGUUCUCCGUCUGAUCAUCAAACUCAGCUCAUCUGUGGGGACAAAGAACCACGAGACCAGCCUGCUGGCGAUAAAGGAGAAGUUUCCGUCUGCAUUUGAUGACGUCUGUCUGUACUCUGAGGUUUCCUUCCUGCUGGCUCGCUGCUCGUUCCGUCUGACAUCACGCCGCUUCAUUCAGGAGCUCUUCCAAGAUGUUCCCUUCACACCGCUGUAUGAGGAGGCAGAGAGCGUCCUGUCAACAUCUCCAAGGAGACCCUCGUCUCCACACUCUGACGCCUGACUCCCCCUGAAUGCACCACGGACUCCCCUGGACUCACCGGCUGGAGACCCCACACCUCCAUCAUCCCUCAGUCUGUGUCUGAAAUCGUACUCAAUGUAUACUGCUUUAGAGCCUCGCACUGGACUGUUCAUAGUAUAUUAAUAAUAGUCAGAGUCUUAUUUACAGACUUUAUUUACAGAGCUUUUAUUUUGAAGGCACACAGAGGGGGAAUUGUUUUGCUGAUCACUGGAAAGUUUGAGCGUCAGGUCUCUUAUAAAUACUGCGGCGCAGUUACCACCAACUCGCAGCAGACGCUCGUUUUUCACUUUAAUUUAAAGGGUAAUUUACCAGGGUUGGUAAUUUUCUCCAGAUCCACUUUUUCAGAUUUUGUUUGAAAUUGUCUUUAGGUCCUGACAGACAUUAAUAACUCAUGUGCUCUGAAAAAGGAACAAAGUAAAUCCUUCUUCUGUAUCAGUUGUAAGCCUGUAAAAACUUGUCUGCCACGAGGUACCAAUCUGAUGAACCAAUCAGACGCCUCCAUGUCUCCCUGCUCGCCCUUGCAUGCACGAGCACUCACUCAAAGCACGAGCUGAGCUCCGCUUCGGGAGCAACGUCGCUCGUUCAUGUAAGCGAGGGGCGUGGCUUUUUUGAAUGCUACUUUCAAAAUCAUGCUAGUUUUCGAAAAUUACCAACUCUACCUUUAACGUGGCUGUUAGCGCCGCUUUUUGUGAGUUAGACGCUUUUUACAAUGAGGCUGAUUUGCAUAUGAAGGGGGCAGUUUUUACCCCAAGUGACUGUUAACGACUGAGCCUCACGGACGGACGCACAGAGACGCUGUUUGCUCUGCAGCGCAGUAAGCGGUGCAUUUAACCCUUUGUGUGUGAUUUUAGUGAAUUACACUGACUCAUUUGCACAGGUUUAGCAGACGCAGCAAAAGCCACACGACCCUUUUGUGAAUCAGCCUCUGAGUUUUUAUAAAGCAUCACACUAUUUGGCUGCAGCGGAGCCGACAGACACUCUACAUUUAAACAAACAUGCACACCAAGUAGAUUGACAAGUAGCAAAAAACAUUUAAAUCUAGAUGUCUCUGUGAAUUUCUCGUGUGACACAUUUCUCUGCAGUGUGUAAUAUGUGCAGGUAGAAGUGCUUUUUAGAAGGAGAGCUUACUUUGAUCGUGGAGAACCCGGUUUUUGGACCGCCCCCCUCCCGCCCGCAGUAACAGUGAAAGUGCUCGUUCCUGCGAUCUAUGCGUUGCUCCCCAUGCUGCCCUCCAUACUGCGUUAUGUAGAGUAAGAUGUAAAGACUAAAGGGUUUGUAAUAAAGUCUAACAUCUGUAAUUUAUUAAUAAUAAUAACUUUUGUUAAUUUAUCUCACAGGGAUCUAACUCACAGGUUCAGGUAUCAGAGUCUUGUUAAUGAUCGGAGGUUUGCACAUGACAGGGCGAUAAAAGUAGAAAAGUCGGACAAUCUUCGCUCUUCUUCUUCUUCAUGAACGUAAUUGAAGCAAUAUUUAAAGGCACGGACUGACAGCAGAGGACUCCGCUCCUCUGACACGAUAGCAAUAAUGAUGUUUUUGUGAUGAAUGUUUGACUUGAAUACUCAAACGUACGUUAGAUAUGAAGUGUUAUUUAUACUGAUCAAUGCUACACACUGCCUGCAUGUACUCACUUUUUAAAAUAUCGUUGAAACUUUAAGGCACAGGAACAGUCCACGGUCGUUAUGAGUUCCAGAUUUGUGAGGAGACGUUCACAAUCACCCGCUCACACAUGUCCAUGGGGUCCGAUCACACAGAGAUUGAAAAGCGCUGGAGCGUAUCUGCGGAGAAAACAGCGGGGAGCGCCUGUGGAGCGGGGCUCCGUGCAUACGGGCGACCAAAUAAAAUAGGUGGGAAAAAAUGGAAUAGAGCAAACCUUUGCUUUGCUCCGAGACGAGGAGGGGAAAUGUCAUGAAAAGCGGAGGUAAAGCCUCCUUUUUUUAAAGAUUUAUUUUUGGGCUUUUUGUGCCUUUACUGAAGAGAUAGGCCGGUGGAUAGAGUCAGAAAUCAGGGAGAGAGAGAGUGGAAUGACAUGAGGGAAAGGAGCCAGAAACUCCAUACAUGGGGCGCACACGCCAACCACCGUGCCACCCGCGCCCCGCCUCCUACUUGAUUUGAUUGGCUGCUUCAACCUAAAGUGGAACUGAAGCGUGCUGCAACUCCACGUCUUGAGCUGAGGUGUCGGAAAAUGUUUUCACUUAAAGCGCACCCAAAAAAACAGCUACAAAAAACGUGACGUGCAGAGAAGAGCGCCCUGCAAGCGUUCUGUACCCGAGGAAAACAAAGGUUCUGCUGGCGACGCUUUUCUAGCGACGCGUCUCCGUGUGACCGGGCCCUUACUUUACGUAUCCACGCUGAGGGGUAAUCAUUCUUAAAUUUGACAGAUUAGAGGUCCACAGGUAAUCCUUAUCCUGCUCAAAUUGGGCUUCAUGGUGCGUUCCAUUUACCUCAGAUGUGAGGUCACACCCGAGUUGACUCCGUUUCCUGUUGGUAUAAAGUUGGAAAAGCAACAUGGCCGCCUUGAAGCAGGAGGACCUUUGUUGUGUUAGCUAACAGCAGAAGAUAACGACACACUGCGUUGAUAGUCUGCACGUUAAAGCAACAUGACAACAUGUCCACUACAGAACCUGAACGAUUCUGUCGGUUUGAUCGAUUGAAUUACACAGAAACGAGACUUAGGAAACGUUUUCAAAUGGAACGCACUUUAACCCUUCAUUCACCGGACGUCUGACACAUCGUACAGACGAGUGUAGCACAAAACGACAGACUGCUCAUUUGGAUCUACUGUUAACGAUUUGUAACACCUUCAUGACUGCAGGAGCGAAAUAAUAAACGCUGAGAAAGGCUCGAGGACUAUGACAGGGAGACAAAGUUAACAAUCCAGCAAAAGAAAAAUUAAUUAAGGGAGCUAAUUAGUUUGCUCUAAAAACAGCUGAUUCAUCAGUUUAAACACAAGCUAAGAUUAAAACAAAAGUCGUGAAUUCAACACAGCAGCAAAAUGAUGCAUUCAUCAGAUGUACUAAUUUUAAUUUUAACAAAACUUUGCACAAAGAACUCAAACAUAUCAAACUGUGAAUCGCUCUUGAGGAUCACGAGGAGACUAAAGGUCUUUCUGGACAAGAAGGCUGAGGUCCUUGUUGAACACUGUGUGCCAUAUUAACUUUAACAAGUCACUUUAUUCAGUCUGAGACCGAACUGUAUCAGAGCACACUCAGAGACAGGGUUAGCAUGGUUAGCACGGUUAGCACAAUUAGCAUUGUUAGCUUGCUUCUCCUUGUCUGUUUUCAUAUUCUUGUAGCGAUGUUUCAUGACCACUCAAACCUCAGUUUGUGCUUUGGACUGAACUUUAUAAUGAAAUGUAACCUUCUUCUGUUUUGAUGACGUAGCUUCUUUGAAUAAAAAUUUGAACUGAAAUAAUGUAAAUGUGCAAUUUAAGGAGAGACCUCCUGCCUUUGGUAUUUAACAUUUCACAACAUGCAACAUGCAACAUGUAGCCUACUCUGUUCUGUAGAGAC